This is a messenger RNA of Pundamilia nyererei, 1731 nucleotides long. RefSeq names its product vestigial like 4 like (gene vgll4l). Gene Ontology annotation, molecular function: transcription coactivator binding. NCBI's taxonomy places the organism in Eukaryota, Metazoa, Chordata, Actinopteri, Cichliformes, Cichlidae. Gene Ontology annotation, biological process: negative regulation of DNA-templated transcription. The record is from RefSeq and is a predicted model, not a curated record. Bases 447 to 1250 code for a protein of 267 amino acids. The transcript is spliced from 5 exons.
CCCGCAGGCACACUCUACAAGGAACUGAAAAAAAAUAAUUGAUGACCGGGGGGGGGGGGUUUAUUUUUUCAGGAUGGAACUUUUCGAAAGUGCCGAAUAAAGCAAACAGUUCUCUAAUCAGAGUAAAGUCUGGUAUACUGUGACAUUUAGCGCCUUUUUUCUACUUUAGCGAUGGGCCUAACUGCAGGCACAUUCCCAACUGUACAGUAAUAAUAAUAAUGAGUGAACCGGGGCUUCUCAUUGGCCCGGGCAGCAGCCAAUGGAAAGGCAGGAAAUGAGUCACAGGUCUGUCCGCACUCACCUGAUACUUUACCUGACGGCGCUCAGAACCAGCGUCUCAUUACCUUUCCAAUACAGUCUAUAACUGAGGCUCUUUGUGUCCUGUAAAGUCCAGCAGUCAAGGUGUUCCUCUGUAUUUGGGCUCAGCAACACAAAGAUAAGGAGCAAUGGCUGUGGCUAACUUCCAAUACAUAACUCGGAUGAGCAGUGGCUUCAAGGUCUACAUUUUAGAAGGUCAGCCUCAUCUCAGAAGCGAAGACAGAUACAGACAUAUGACACACGACCGGGCUCGAACCCAAACGGUGUAUCCAAUCAAACGCAAGCGCAGCCACGAGAGAGGUCUGACUUUGGAGGAAAGACGAGAGCGAGCGAUGAGCCGAAGCAGGCUGGCCCAGAGAGCAGCCCCAGCAGUGUUCAGCAGCCAGCAGAGUCCAACACAAACCCUGAGUCCAACACCCAGCCCCACCAGCCCUCUGCCCACCCAUGUGUACUACACACCAGUCAUGGAUGAACCCCUUGCCCUCAUCAAGAAACCCAGAAAAGAAACUGAAAGCGCAGAGGAAAAGAAUAAAGGCACCUCUUCCAGUCAAAUCCAGAUACGUCCCUCUGUGAUCACUUGCGCCUCCUCGUUACGAAACCCCUCUUCAAGAUCCGUGGGCCACUCAUCAGUGGUUCCCAAAGACAACUAUGAUAACGUCCUCGAGGAGCAUUUCCAGAGGAGCUUGGGUGUUCACUACCAGAAAGCUCAGUCCCAGCAGCUCUCCAUCAGCGUGUCCGUCGACGACCACUUUGCCAAGGCUUUGGGAGACAAGUGGCUACAGAUUAAAUCCAAGUCUUCCUCCUGUUCUUCCACACCGCCCAGCAGUCCAAGUGUCACUCACUCCCCCACCUACAGCCACAGCCCAAAUCUGUGCCGCAAAGAGUCCACAAGCAGCUCAGUGCUAACGCCCAGCCACUGGUCUGUCAAUUAAAGUAGAAAUGGCAUCUGAUCCUGGUGGAAACUGGACUCUUUGAGACUUUUAACAUUUCACUGCCACUCUGCAGACGGCUCUGCUGUCUGUCUGGCUGCAAAUGCCAGUGCAGGAGUUGACAGAGCGAGCUUACAGAUGCAGGAGUGCUGUCAAUUUGGAUCUCCGCGUCUACAAGCUUAAUACAGCAACACAAACAAAUGUAGCAUUAUUUGGGACAUCGACAUAUUUUGUUACAUUUCUAUCCUCCGCUUGCUUGAUAGCAUUUGAAAAGCUGAGAUAAUGUAGAUGGUGAUGUGGGAUGAUUGGGGAAAAAAUCCUUUACAUUUCUUUUUGUAAAUGUGUCAUUUCUCUGAAUGCCAGUUACACUGUAUUAUAUUUAUAAUCUGAUACCCCUGGGUGCUUUACAGUCUAAGUGACUAGCCUAUCUGCUGUAAAAUGUGCUUUUAAACUGUACACAAACCAGACAAUUAAAAAAACCUAA